GUUGUGCUUGGGAUUGUGCAUGUCGUGCAGUUUGUGUUGCAGUUACAAAGUAAAAGUUUAUUGUCAUUAUCAACAUGUGGUUUUAGAUCUUUUUUGUUUUGUUUUUCCGAUGAAGAAAAUCGUGAGUGUUUAUAGAAAGCAUAAUAGUCACCACAGCACUCCCAGCCACUAUGAUUAUACGAGAAGAUCUCAUAAAAGAAGGCCAAGUCACUUAAUGGACAUUUGGAGACCUAAUUAUGAUGAAGACGAGAACCGAAGAGACAGAUAUACAUUCAGCAGAUCCCAUUCACCAAACAAUAGAAGAUAUGAUUUGCAACCCGUAACAUUCAUAGACCGUCCUCCUAGUAGUAGAUUCAAGAAACAUUCAGAGUUUAAUAAAAACAAAACUUCUGCAACAAGCACCUAUACAAAUAAAACCGUAAACGCCGACACCAAAGGAAAAAAACCCUCGAAUCCUAGCGCUAGUGCCUCGACGGAAAGGCAAUCGAAUCCAAAACCUAAACCAGACGAACCUAAGAGUGUAUCAGAUGAAAAAAUUGCAGAAAGUAAAAGUCCGAUUGUAGAAAAAGUUAUCGAAACACCUGAUAUUACAGUACCUGAACCACAGGUUACUAAUAAAAUCGAAGCAGCAACUACCAUUUUGGACAUUUCUGGCAUUUCUAACAUUUCUGACGUUUCUGGCAUUUCUGACAUUUCUAUCGACAGUCUUGUGAAUUCUUCCCCAACCGGUAAAGAAAAAGAACUGGAAGAUUCACAAACAAAGCAGAUAUUACAGGAAAUGCCAUCUGAAAUAUCACCAAAAGCAAAAACUGUUCCACUUCUAGUUGACGAUCAUGAAAAAGCAAUAGAUAUUGAAAAGGCUUUAAAAACAAUCACUAAUCACUCUGAUUCAACCACAGUUGAUACCGAUAAGACGAAAUCGUGUUUAGAAAUUUCCUCUGAGGCAGACGAUAUUAUAGUUAUAAAUACAGAAGAUACAUAUUUAUUUACUCUGGAUGAUAUUGAUAAGACCAGGUCGUUUUUAGAUUACAACGAAGUAAUAGAUAUGGAUCUUGGAUCGCCUCUAUCUUUCAUAGACCAAACAAAUACCCCUAGUAUAACCCAAGACAAAUCGUAUUUAGAUUACAACGAAAUAGUAGAUAUGGAUCUUGGAUCGCCUCUACCUUCACCUUCCAUAGACCAAACAAAUACCCCUUGCAUGACUCAAGACGAGUUGUUGCGUCAGUUAAAUGAAGAGAUAGGCGAAACUACUAGCGACAAUAUUACAACGAACCAAUUAAAGGUCGUUCUUGAUAGCAAUUCUAAAACCAGCUCUCCAUCACGUAGCGUUGAUGAUGCAACAAAAUCCAAAGUAACCAAACGCAGUUUAUCUCAGACCGAUGGAUCUGAUGAUAUUAAGAAACGCAGACUUUCUAAAUCCAAUAGAAGAUAUUCCACAUACGAAAGAGCUUCUCCUCCGAAAAUCAAAGGGAGAAGAGCUUCAGUUAUUACAGAUCGCCGAAGUUCUACAUCUUCCGAAUCGAGUGGCGGUGCGAGAAGUAAAAACAAAAGUUCAAAAGAAACAGUUGAACCAACUGAAGAAGUUAAAAUCAAUCCGUAUUAUCCAAGCCUCUCGCAAUAUAAGAUUCCAAAGAAAAAACCCGUUUUUUCCAGUCCGGAUAGACCUUUUUGUACGAGCAUUAGCGAAUUGUUUGGCGAGUACGAUAAAGAUGACAGUACGAAAUCGCCAACUUCACAGGAAGUUAAUAAAGAUACUGGUAGAACAAAGAAAAGUUGGGAUGAAUAUUCCAAACCCGAACAAAAAGAUAGUAAAAACCUAACAAAUAAACAUAUAACUUCACAGGAAGUUAAUAAAGAUUCCGGUAGAACCAAGAAAGGUUGUGAUGAGUACUCUAAACCGGAACAAAAAGAUAGUAAAAACACAAAUUCACGAGAAGUGAAAGAUGCCGGUAAAAACAAGAAAGGUAGCGGUGAGUAUACCAAAACCGAACAAAAAGAUAAUCUAACAAUUAAACAGGAUACCGCAAAGACCAAUAAAUGUACAGAUUAUUCGAAACCCGUUAGUAUCAAAGAGGCAGUCAUCGCAUCUAAAAAAAAAUUAAAAGUAGUUGUUACAAAAGAUAUUAAAGUUAGUCAACGAGCUAACAAUGUAAAUGAACCUACAAAAGCAGCGAUAGCCAAUAAGGCAAAGGAAGUUUUGAAGGGUAAAAUUAUUCAAAAAAGUUGCACCGUAAAAGACGCAAUUAAAACAACUGACGAACAAGUUCAUACGAAAAAACCUAAAAGUAAACCUAACACUAGUGUAUCAUCAAAGAAAGAUGCUAUUAAAAGCGAUCAAUCUAAACAUUUGGUUGUAAAGGAAAACAAAAAACGUGUCUUAGAACCUAAUAAUCCAGUCAAACAAGAUUAUACUAAAUCAGAAAAGAAAAAUUCCCUUUCUACAAAAAGAAUUAGUAAAAACGAUAAACAAAAAUCUACCAAACUUUUAGAAGAACCCAAAUCGCAAAAAAUUCCCGAAAAACGUCGUAAAAUUAAUGCCGGAUCGAAUGAUGCUGGUGAAGAUAAGUGUCAUUCCAAACAAUCAAAUUUAGAAAAACAGGUAGAAAAGGUUGAUAAAAAUCAAAGUAAAGUUAAAGACAACGAUAAAUGUGUUUCUCUUGCUGACGAUUUAUUAUCUACAACUUCAAAUCAAAAACAUGAACCUAAAGAUAAAAUUAAUACACCGAGCGAUAAAUUUGUGACGGACGAUUUAUUAUCUAUAUCUACCAAUCAGAAACAUGUAACUAAAGAUAAAAAUGAUGCACCAAGUGAUAAAUGUGUGGCUGACGAUAUAUUAUCUGUAACUGCAAAUAUAGAUUCUGAACCUAGAGAUAAAAUUACUACACCGAUUGAAAAAUGUGCUCUGACUGACGAUUUGUUAUCUAUAACUGCAAAUCGGAAACAUGAACCUAAAGAUAGAAUUAAUACACCGAGUGAUAAAUGUGCUCUAACUAACGAUUUACUAUCUAUAACAGCAAAUAAACAUUCUGAACCUAGGGAUAAAAUUAAUACACCGAUUGACAAAUGUGCUCUGACUAACGAUUUACUAUCUAUAACAGCAAAUAAACAUUCUGAACCUAGAGAUAAAAUUAAUACACCGAGUGACAAAUGUGCUCUGACUGAUGAUUUACUAUCUAUAACUGCAAAUAAGAACCAUUCUGUUCCUAGAGAUACAAUUAAUACACCGAGUGACAAAUGUGCUCUAACUGACGAUUUACUAUCUAUAACUGCAAAUAAGAACCAUUCUGUCCCUAAAGAUACAAUUAAUACACCGAGUGACAAAUGUGCUCUAACUGACGAUUUACUAUCUAUAACUGCAAAUAAGAACCAUUCUGUCCCUAGCGAUACAAUUAUUACACCGAGUGACAAAUGUGCUCUGACUGACGAUUUAUUAUCUAUAGCUACAAAUAAGAAACAUUCUGAAACUAGCUAUAAAAUUAACACACCGAGUGAUAACUCUGCUCUGACUGACGAUUUAUUAUCUAUAACCGCAAAUAAACAUUCUGAACCUAAAGAUAAAAUUAAUACACCGAGUUCAGAUGAAAAAGUUGACGAAACUCUUCCUGAUAACCGUGAUGAACAUUUAGAAGCACAGCAUGCAAAAUUAUUGUCUCUAGUGUCAUCUAUUUCGCGUGCAGAAAACCAAAUCCUUACUGUUGAAGAAACUUCCGUAGAUGCAAAUAAAAUAGAUUUUGUUGCUAAAUCGUCAGAUAAAAAAGAUCCAAACGAUGCCACCAUGAUCAGUCCUGCGAAAGAAAGCGAAAGUUUGGAUUCAAUAAAAUUGCAAGAGUUAAUGAACAAACUGAACAAAUAUUUUCCUGUACUACCGGAGCAAGAAGUACCCAAAGCUUCCGAUCAUCAAGAAACUACAACAAAUAUUACGGAAGACGAUAAAUCUGAACCAAUUAAAAAAGAAAAUCCCUCAAAUUUGAGUGACAUUCAAAUCAAGACAGCCGUUAAAUCUGAACACUCAGAAUUGGAAAAAGUACAGCCUCUAAUUUUGGAUGCUUUUCCGCCAUCUGAAAAGCCACGAAUGUCUACAGUCGAAAGCGAUUGCAUCGAGGUAGCUUUCGUUAUGGAUAGUCCAGAUUUACACGAAAAUGUUGAGAUCGUACUCGAAGAGAAAAAAGAUAAGGAAAACGAUUCACAAGACGUCAUAGAAAUUAAAGAGGACAUAACCGUUAUCGAUCUAACAGACGAACCAGAAGAAAAUGUCGCGAACGAUGAUUUACUUCAAAUUAUGGAAGAUAUAAACAGCGAUAGUAAGGAAAAGAUUACUUUGUAUAGAAGCGAAGAAUCGCAAGAUAAUACCGAAGAAGUGCUGGCUAUGUCCGCUUCCCUACGGCCAUCUGCGGUUUUACAUACGGAUACGAAAACCGAACCGAUUAAAUCAGAAGUCAAUUUCGAUCGACAAAUACAAACAGAAAACGAAAGUUACUCAAACAUUUCAAGUCCUGAAUCAGUAGCUACAACGCCUAAUAAAUCUAUAGAAGAUGUACAAGCUAAAAAACAGAACCUCGUGAACAGUCGCAGGUUUGCUGAAAGUACAAACGACGAAACUAGCAAUUCGAACAGUAGUGACGCGUUACCGCCGCCUUUACUAAAAGCAAAAACUUUCUUGAGCGUCAACAAAAACUUGUUCGAAAAAGAUACUAAUGAUGCGACCAGAGAAAAUGGUGAUGCAUUAAAAAACCGCGUCGAAAUAUCUACAGGGCAGACUUCAUCCAGUUCUUCCAUACUUGUUAGAGCGCUCGAUAUGGCCGAUGUUUCGCAUCCUACAUCUUCACUUCCUGAUGUAACUGCUAAUCAGACUCGAGGAGUACUUAAUAACGAACAGGAGCGAUGGAUGGGGAGUGAUGCAUCUGCGUCAAGCUCUUCUAUAUCUAACGAUGGUAAUGUUCCAAAUGGUGCUGUUUCAAGUACGGAUCGGCCUUAUGCGCCAAAUUCUUCAGCUAUCAGUGUGAGUGUACUUAGUGGUGUUCAAACUGAUCGGACUCAGGAGUGGCCUUCGUCAGCUAUCAGUGUACCUAACAAUAGCAUUCCAGCUGACAAUGUUCAAGCUGCUCGGACCCAACAGUGGACUUCAACGCAAAGUUCCUCAGCUAUCAGUAUAUCUAACAAUGGAGUUCCAGUUGUUAAUCAGACACAAGAGUGGGCAAGGAGUGGUGCUCCUGUAUUAAAUUCUCCAUCUCCCAACGAUACUGUUUCAUCUGCUAAUCCAUUUCAAGGAUGGAAACGGAGUUUUUCGGUUCCCAACGGUACUGUUACGCUUAGUACUCAGCCAGAGCAGUGGCCAGCAACCAGCGGUGCUUCUGUCUCAAGUGCGUCAGCUAUCAGUGUCAGUGUACCUAAAAGUAGUGUUCCACCUGCUAAUCGGACGCAGCAGUGGACAAGAACCGGUCCUUCGACUAUCGGUGUCAGUGUUUCUAACGAUACCGGUUCGGCUAUUAAUCAAACGCAUGGAUGGACGAGGAGUAUUUACACGAAUGCUGUUUCUUCUGUUAGCCAACAGCAAGGAAUAAUUCCAUCUACUGGUACCGCCAAUAAUGAAACCAAUGCUCGCGGAAACGAAAACGAUCUUUCGCAAGUCAAUUCAUCGUUGCUCCACAAGAUGCCAUCUUCUUCACCAAACCACAGCAGCUGGCACCAGUGCAUGGCGGACUUCGUAGUUUUGGCGAUAAAGAACCACAUUUGGGCCAAACAGAAUUUAAAGUCUUCGAAUGUAUGUCCGCUAACUCAAAAAGUAGAGCAGUUAGUUAUAGACUUCAGAUGGAAAAUAUAUGGCGAACAAAUUAUGCGAUUUUUAAGCAAUACGAUGAUAGAGGAAAUGGAACCGAUAGAAAAUAUGGUCAUGAUCUACCAACGAGUGCAAUCACACGGCCUAUCAUCUUUACCUCAAUUCUUUUUAUGUCUGGAAGCUAUCAUGUCGCAAACCAAAGAAUUUUAUUUGAAUCAUCGAUCUUUGUGGAAAUUUUAUCAUUUGGUACACGCUAAUGCCAACGAAAUUAGACUGAAAGCGAAUAAAUCGGCUUCGCCACAGCCCCUUUUUACCCAACAACAAAUUGGAACGUUGAAUACCCAGAUAGAUUUUUGUAACAUGGUAACGAAACAUUAUCAGAUCAACAACGUACCAAGUACACCAAGACGAAGCAGUAACCUUUCGAAUUCUAUCAAUCAAAAGUUUUCCACUAUUCGUCAUACAGCACCCGCUAAACAAUCUAGAUCGUCUGCGCAGGUCACUCGGAAUGUGGUAGUAAAUCAACAAAGUCCGAAUAUGUAUAACACGAUGCUACCGCCUCAGAGAGGAAAUCAACAAUCGGUGAUUCAGCAACAACGCUUAUCCGCAUCGAAUACACCACAUCCUAAUCCUAUUCAGAGCCCAGUAAAUAAAUCUCCAAAUGUUUACGUCCAGACGUCUAAUAAUCAUAUUGGAACUUCGACUCCAUAUUCUAACAUAUUAAAACAAAUCAUAAAUGGAAAGCAACCCGUAAAUAUCAACCUACCCAAUUCGGCCUUCAAAGUUCCAUCUCAACUACGAUCCCUAAGAAAGACCCUACCGUCCUCCAGUACGGCCGUUAACGAACCACAAACCAAUGCACCCGUACCAUCCUAUGGCAUGUCGCCGGCUUAUAACGCACCGGUACAGAAUUCGGCCAACAAUAAUAACGCCCAUACGUUUAGACGCGACACUCCCAGAUAUGUUAUGCCGUCCAUGACCCACAUAAAGAAACACAUAUACGCUCCGAUGAUGUUUACGCCCAAUUAUUCGACCGAACAGACUCCUGUUACCGAAUCACCUGCGCCGCCGCGUUACCAAUCGCCUAGUCAUGAGUCGCCUGUUAACGUAUUACCUAAUAAAGAAACUCCGCCCGCCAUGUCACCUAUUAUCGCAUCGUCUAGGAAUCAAAUGCCUGUGACCGGAUCUCCUAUAAAUACCCCUAUCAACCAAACCUCCUUUAAUGGACCGUUCGUCAGUCAAUCCCCUAUUAACGAACAACGAGAUGCACUUCAAUCUCCUAUUAACGAACGAAGUUCACUGCAAUCCCCUAUCAAUGACCGCGGUGCACUUCAAUCGUCUAUUAACGAAAGCAGCUCACUGCAAUCCCCUAUCAAUGAACGAAGCGCAAUACAAUUUCCUAUUAACGAACGAGGUACAGUUCAGUCUCCUAUUAACGAACGCACCGCACUUCCAUGUCCUAUUACUGAACGAGGUGCACUUCAAUCGCCUAUUAACGAACGAUGUGCACUUCAAUCUCCCGUUAAUGUUCCGCUGGCCAGUCCAUCGCCUGUUAGCGAGUCUCCCGCCAAUCGACCUAAUACUGAAUCGCCUAUUAACGAGUCUGUCGACAGUGGCGAAUCGUGCGAUUCGGGGACCAAGGUGAACGAAGAUGACGAGAUGGUGAUCGAUCUUACGUGGUUGGACGAUUUUGAUUGUGACGAAUUAAAGGAGGAAGUCGAUUUUAUUACUAUAAAAAAGGAAGAAUUCGACGAGGAUGAAGUUGUAUUGAACGAGGAGCAGUUCCCGUUGGCAUCUUCUCCGACCGAUAGCGGCAUAGAGAGCUCUCCAUCUCCACAGGUUGAAUACAGCGAAUUAGUGUAUCACGGAAGAUUAUGCAUAUGCGAACAGCCAGCUGAAUAUGUUUGUGAAUGUCGUUUGGCCAUGUAUUGCAGCAAUUUGUGUCAGAAUGGGGAUUGGGCACAACACAAACGGAUAUGUUUGAAAGCUAAGUCCAAACAACCCGAUUCAUAAUGUACAUUGGCCAUUUUUUUUUUCAAGACGUGCCUUAUUAAUUACAUAGUACAAAUUAGGCGUUUAAUAAUUAUUUUUAACAUUAAUUCAGACUUUUUAAAUGUCGCGGAUUUGAGAAUUAUAUUUUUCCGUUUUAGGAGAUAAGACUUACUGUUAUGGCAAUAUUUUUAAUUGAUAUUUCUAAUAAAAAUCGCCAUUUUUUUGAUAAUCUUUAGUUCUUUCCUCAAAACUUAAAAUUAAGUUUUUUCGUUUAAUAUGUUUAUUGUAUUACGUCGGCUUAAGAUGCAACUGGCCUAACUCCAAAAUUAUUCAAGAGAUGCAAAAAAUAAAUUGGAAAGUGAAAGCAAAAUUGGACUGUUUUCGAAUAAGCGGGAGAUAGGCCAAUUUCGAAUGGAUAUAAAAGCAAACUAUUUGUUACUUUUAGUGUAACGAUCUCUUCCAUUUUUCCUUUUCGUAAGUUUAUGCGUUUUUCAGUGGAGUUAGGCCAUUUGCAUCUUAAGCAGACGAUUAUUAGUUUUUAAAAUAUCAUUAUUGGUAAAACUGUUAUUAAGUGUCUAGAGAUGACAUUUAUAUAAUUAAUUAAUUAAUUAGGCAUUCCAAACAAAAUGGCUACCAGUGGAUUUUGACAACAUUAUGGCAACCCUGUAGGCCUGGUUGAUCAUUCAUGUUAUUCAAAAUAGACAUAAGCUUAUGCCUUGAAGUAAAAAUGUUAAUAAUUAUUUUUUUACUAUAUUCAAAGACUUAAAAUUAGUUUAAAACCACAUUUUUGCUAAACCGAUUCAAAUUAAUGAACGACCCGCUUUGAGCAAUCUAUAUAACUAUAUAUGCAUCAUUGAACCUGUCAAUGACGACAGGCCCACAGGGUUGCCAUAUCUAAACCGUCAGUUCCUACUUGUUAGCAUUUUGACAAGUCGUUGGAAUGCCUAAUUCCCUUUCUGUUUUAUGAAGUUUGUUUUUUUAUGUAGGAAUCAGUUUAACCUUAAUUUCAUUAUUAUUUUGAAAAAAUUGGUGAAUAUAUUGUGAUAAAAAGUGUUAAAAAAGUGUAUUUAAGUAAUUUUUAUAUUUUUACUAUAGGUUAACUAUCGACACCGUCUUAUUAUACACGUGUGUACAAUUGAUUACAAAAGUUAUAAUGAAUAAUUUGUUUGUUUAUUGAUUAUCAAAUUUGUGAAUUUGACAGUAUUAGGUUGUGAAAUACUCGGGGUUUUUAUACGUUUUCAUCUUCUUGUUCUUUUUUUCUGGCUACAUUUAUCGAUAUUUUGACAUAUGCUUCUCCCAACCGGUACCAUAUCACUCUUGCUGCUUUUGAUUAUUACAUCCACCAUAUUUGUUUAUACAUUCGUUUGUUUUGAUCUCCAUUGACUCUAUCAUAAAACAUAGUCAUUUUGAGUGAGCAGAAAAUCAGGACCGUUUUAAAAACUUUUAAUAGUGCCACGCUUAACGGUUAGGGGGUGGUAAUUAUUCUUUUUAAUGUGAUUAGGGGACCUCGCUUGGCUUGAGAGGUAAAAAUAGACAAUCACCUACUUCCACUAAGCGCGCUCUUGCUGAUGUUAAUCUCAAAAGGCUCAGAAUAACUUCUUGGUUUAGGAGGAAUCUGCGCCACUUAAGAUGAACCUCGGGUGACUUAAAUUACCGUAUAGAGAACUAAACUAGUUAUAAUAAAAACACCAUGUAUAAAAAAUUCACAAAAAGUUUAUUAGAUGUCCGUAAUUAAAGGACUCAAAAUAUAUAAUAAAGAAUCGAUAUCAUGAUAAUAAAAUUUGGGGUCAUUACCUCAUUGUCAUGGAGCAGUCACAAUUUUUAUUUUCUCAUAUUUUAUUUUCAGAAAUAUUUAUAAGUAUUUAUUUUAUGCUUUAUAUUUUAUUGACCACAAUUAUUUUUUCUGUGAUCGAUUACGACCACCUUUUUGCCGUCUCGCAAAACUCUUCCCAAAUCCUCGAGUCAGCACAAAGUUCAUUAGUUUUUAACUUAAUUGUUUUGAAACUAUGAAAUGCAUUCUCUACGAUUUAAAAGUAUUUCGAAAUCGACCUACUAUUCAGAAUUAUUUACCGAGUCGAAUAAAAAUAAUUUAAUUCCAUUUAAGGAAUAAUUGUGACAAUAGUAUUUGACGAGAUCCAUGCAUAAAUAAUAUGAUAAUUAUUUUUACCUUUAAUCGGUUAUUUAUUUUGGUAAUCGUCCUCGAUUAAUCGAUUUUUUUUAAAUUAUCGAUUAUUUUCUGUUAAUUGGUUAUUUAAUUAAUCGAUUAUUUUUAAGUAAUAAUCGUUAAAUUAUUUUUACCUCAAUAGUAGCUAUUAGGGCUAUCCGAUUGUCAAAACAAAAUAAUUUAUUAUUUAUUUUAACAAUUGCACUCGAUCAAUAGAAAAUAAUCGAUUAUUUAUAUUGACAGUUGCACUCG
Psylliodes chrysocephalus is the source of this 10184-nucleotide messenger RNA. The record is from the annotation of a GenBank genome assembly. Lineage: Eukaryota; Metazoa; Arthropoda; Insecta; Coleoptera; Chrysomelidae.